This is a messenger RNA of Pteropus alecto (black flying fox), 663 nucleotides long. RefSeq lists its product as uncharacterized. The transcript has 4 exons. NCBI's taxonomy places the organism in Eukaryota, Metazoa, Chordata, Mammalia, Chiroptera, Pteropodidae. The record is from RefSeq and is a predicted model, not a curated record. Gene Ontology annotation, cellular component: cytosolic large ribosomal subunit. Gene Ontology annotation, molecular function: structural constituent of ribosome; RNA binding.
AUGACGGUAACUGAAUCCUUCCAGUUGCUGAAACCAAAACCCUUAAAAAAUUGGACUUUUAGAAAGAGUGAUAAUAAUAACACAAGACAGAAUUUGAUGAUGAACCAGAAUGAUUGCUUCAAGCCAAAAGAAGUCAGAUUUGAUCCAACUCUCAAAGGACCUUUUCCAGCAUCAUCAACCUUUACCUUUACACAGAAAGAUCAAAAAGAACAGGUUGUCCCUGGGGCUUCAGCUAUUGGCAAAAAGAAGCACACCCUUCUCCCUUCCAGCCGUCUUUGGCGCUGCUCUUGGUUGGGGGCUGUCCUGCAUCCAAAUCUGGAAGAUGGCGGCCACAAAAAAAAGACGAAAAAGUCCCUGGAGUCCAUCAACUCUAGGCUCCAACUUGUUAUGAAAAGUGGAAAGUACGAACUGAGGUACAAGCAGACUCUGCAAAUGAUCAGACAAAGCAAAACAAAACUGGUCAUCCUCGCCAACAACUAUCCAGCCUUGAAGAAAUCUGAAAUAGAGUAUUACACCAUGUUGGCUAGCACUGGUGUUCAUCACUACAGUGGCAAUAAUAUUUAAUUGGGCACAGCGCGUAGAAAAUAUUACAGAGUAUGCACAUUGGCUAUCAUUGAUCCAGGUGAUCCUAAUAUCAUGCCAGAACAGAAUGGUGAAAAGUAA